Phragmites australis (common reed) is the source of this 1776-nucleotide messenger RNA. RefSeq names its product DIMBOA UDP-glucosyltransferase BX9-like. Gene Ontology annotation, molecular function: UDP-glycosyltransferase activity. The record is from RefSeq and is a predicted model, not a curated record. The transcript is spliced from 2 exons. Lineage: Eukaryota; Viridiplantae; Streptophyta; Magnoliopsida; Poales; Poaceae. The coding region runs from base 174 to 1580 and encodes 468 amino acids.
GAUUAGGACGCAGGCCAAUCAAUCAUCGACAGCCAAUGAUAUCGUUCGACCGUCUGUACGCCUUGCUGUGCAGUGCAGUGCCCUUACUGUGCCCCAUAGAAGACAUCAACUGUUGGUAGUUUUCUGUGCACUUGCCGCUUACAAUAGUUGAAGCUACCCGAGCUGACACAGCAAUGGCCGGCGUCCAAGAAGCUCGCGAAGGCGACAAGCAAGGCUGGCGGAGGCCGCAGCUGCGCGAGCGGCGUGUGCUGGUGUUCCCGCUGCCGUUCCAGGGCCACAUUAACCCGAUGCUGCAGCUGGCCGACGUGCUCCACGCGCGGGGCCUCGCCGUCACCGUGCUCCACACACGCUUCAACGCGCUGGACCCCGCGCUCCACCCGGAGUUCGCGUUCGUCUCCGUGCCCGAUGGCGUCCCCGCCGAAGUCGCCGCCACGGGGACCAUCAUCGAUAUCAUCGUCGCCAUGAACGUUGCCAUGGAGGCGUCGCCGGCCGUCGGCGAAGCCUUGGCGUCGGUGCUAGCGGACGAGGGGCAGCCCCGCGCCGCCUGCCUCUUCAUCGACGCCAACCUCCUCGCAGUGCAGAAGGCCGCCGCGGCGCUCGGACUACCGACGCUUGUGUUGCGCACCGGGAGCGCGGCCUGCUUGGGAUGCUUCUUCGCCUACCCCAUGCUUUACCAGAAGGGCUAUCUGCCUCCCCAAGAGUCGCAACUCUACAUGCCGGUGAAUGAAUUGCCACCAUUACGAGUAAGGGACCUCUUCACUUCAAGCAAAAACAGCCAUGAAAAAGUGCGCAGAGUCCUCGCUCGAAUAACUGAAACAGUGAAAUACUGCUCUGGUCUAGUCAUCAACACAUGUGAAACUCUAGAGACCACUGAGUUACAGAGGAUUCGUGAUGAGCUUGACCUCCCUGUGGUACUCGCUGCCGGCCCUCUCCACAAGCUCUCCUCUAAGAGCACCGGAAGCAGCUUACUGGACCAAGACUAUAGCUGUAUCGAGUGGCUGGACACGCAACUCUCGAGAUCCGUGCUGUACGUUAGCUUCGGGAGCUUGGCAUCCAUGGACUCCCAUGAAUUCAUGGAGGUGGCUUGGGGUUUGGCGAACAGUGGCCAUCCUUUUCUAUGGGUUGUUCGACCGGGCUUGGUACAAGAUUUGGAUGGUCUAGAUUUCCCAGAUGGCUUUGAGAUUGCAAUUGAGGGCAGGGGCAACGUGAUUCGAUGGGCACCGCAACAAGAGGUGCUAGCCCACAAUGCAGUGGGUGGAUUCUUGACCCACAGCGGGUGGAACUCGACGCUAGAGAGCAUUAGUGAGGGAGUUCCAAUGAUAUGCAGGCCCCAGAGUGCAGAUCAGAUGAUGAACGCAAGGUAUGUAGAGGACACCUGGGGCGUUGGGUUCGAGCUGGAAGGUAAGUUGGAGAGAGGAAAAAUCGAGAGUGCUAUUAGGAAGCUAAUGAAUGGGAAGGAAGGAGCUGACAUGAGGGACAGAGCAAAAGAGCUUAAGAAGAAAGUAGCAGACUGCUUGGAAAGCUGUGGGUCUUCUCAGAUUGCCGUUGACAAGUUAGUCAGCUACAUAUUAUCUCUGUGAACUUUAUGAUGUGUUCAUUGAUUUAAGCCAGCAUUGGCAGCUUAAUGGCUGAUAUUCCUAGCCAUAUUGUAUUUAUUCCCUAGUGAAUAAUUCAUAUUAAGUCUAGUGCUCUCUUCCCCCCAAAUUGCUAUGUAUUCUUGGACUCUGCAGAAUUGGGUUCAAAUAUUUUGGACAAGUGCAUUCCUGCAAGAGUUAA